This is a messenger RNA of Salmo salar (Atlantic salmon), 3414 nucleotides long. Lineage: Eukaryota; Metazoa; Chordata; Actinopteri; Salmoniformes; Salmonidae. The record is from RefSeq and is a predicted model, not a curated record.
CUGUCUGCCUUGGCUGAAGUCAGAUGUUGUAGAGGAGUUUAGAUCCAGGCUUCACUUUGUCAUCUGGACUCUCUCUGUUGGAAGAUGAUGCUUUCUACGGACACUCUCUAAGGACCAUCUCUAGACACAACCUCACACACAAAUGUACACACUACACCACACAUACUCACACACGCGUGUUGUAGAUGAGCGUCAAUUGGCGUUCGGAUCAGUCACAGUGUUUGUGAUUGGCUGGAGCAAGCUGGGAUGUCAUCGCCGAUGCUGCUGUUGCCUCUGCUGCUGUUUCUCGGGUUAAGGGUCAUCAACGCAGCUGCAGAGACACGGAGACCAUGCAGAGACCUGCUCCCCCUGGACCUUCUGUCCCGUGUUCUCUCCAGGGCAGGGGAGGGGGCAAGGGGGGUAACAGGAGGGGGGGUGCAUCUGAUCCAGUCUGGGGGUGUGAAGGGUGUCCGUCUGUCCCGUCCUCACCCUUCCCUGGACUUCCCGUCCUCCCAGCACCUCGUCAACUGUCACCUCUUCCCCAGAGAGUUCUCCAUCGUCACCACCGUGAAGGUCAGCCUCGUCGCCCCUAAGAAAAACGAGUACAUAUUUUCUGUGGUGGAGGAAAAGGAAGAAGAGGAUGCAAGGAUUGGAAAGAGGAAGGGGGAGACACAGGGAGGAACUGAGAGUGAUGAAGAGCGGGAUGGAGAGACAGAUGGAGGGGGAGAAAGACUAAUGGACGGAGAGAAGAGGAAGGGGAGUGGCGAUGGAGAGAACAGCAACAGUCAGGGACAGCUUCUGAUUGGCCUGCGGUUCUCCAGAGACGGACUCCACUUCCUGUUCAGAGGUCGCAGCGGGGGGGUCAUGGCCCGCUGGGUUUUCCGAGGCAUCCAAUUGGCUGAUGAUCGCUGGCACACGUUGGUUUUAGCAUUUAGCGGACACUACGCUACUCUCACUGUGGACUGCAACACACACCUGGAACUCAGGGUUCACUCCAAGUCGUUGCCCUCUGACCUCAGUGUUCAGGGUUCCAGAUUCCACAUCGGCAGCCGAGGGAGAUGGAAUGGCCUUUUCUCAGGUCUGAUCAGACAGCUGGUCCUGGUGCUAGGCUCUGAUGCCACCCCUCGUGUCUGCCCGUCCUCCAACCCCGGGCUGGCAGAGCUGGCUGUGCCCGCGGUACUGCUAGACCUACCACAGAAAGAGACUAGGAGUGACCUCACGCUGCCUUCAUAUGAGUCAGAGGUGCGGGUGUCUGUGGGGCUGGAGAAGACCUGUUCCAGUUCAGUAAGAGGACAGCUGUGGUUCAACCCCGUCAGGAGAGCUCUCUACCUCUGUGAUGGUACACUCUGGGUCCCCAUGCUGCAAGAGUCCCAGAGACUAGACUAUGUCUUGGAGCAGCAGGUCCUCUCCACCAGUUCAGAGACGUAUGAUAUGGAGGUGUUCAGUGUACACGGGCUGGGUUUGAUGGCAGCAAUGGCCCACCGCUCCCCCUCCCUGGGCUCUGCAAUCUACCUCUGGAGAGACGGAGGCUUUCACCUUUACCAGAAGAUCAGCACACAUGGAGCUCUCUCCUGGAGACACUUUACUAUGGGGAAGAAGAUAUUCCUGGUGGUGUCUAACUCCAGGGAGAGCACAGGGAAGGAGGAGACAGUGGAGAAAGAUGAACUGUCAGUGAUCUACAGGUGGAAUAAAAAGACACAGAGGUUUGUUCAUUACCAGGCGCUCCAGACACACUGUGCACGGGACUGGGAGGCCUUCCGCAUCCAAGGACACACCUACCUCGCCGUGGCCAACCACAGACAAGGUAAUACCAACCACACCAUAGACAGUGUGGUCUACAAGUGGGACCGUGGUACGCAGCUGUUUGAACCACACCAGGCCCUGCGGACCUCUGGGGCUUACGACUGGGAGGCCUUCACGGUCGGACCCUACCACUUCCUGGCUGUGGCGAACGCGUUCGACGGACAGACCACUCACGUUGACUCGGUCAUCUAUGUCUGGGUGGAUGGAAGUUUCCGCUUGUUUCAGACUAUUAAGACAUUCUGUGCCACAGACUGGGAGAUGUUCCAGAUCGGCAGCAGGGUCUUCCUGGUGGUUGCUAACGGACACCAACUCCAUGGCAACGGCCCCGGUCGCUAUGCCAUCAACUCGACCAUCUACGAGCUGGACAUGAGCUCUCAGCUGUUCCUGCGUUUUCAGGACAUCGUCACAUACAGUGCUGUUGACUGGGAGUUCUUCACAGUAGGAGAGGAGAGUUACCUGGUUGUUGCAAACUCCUUCGAUGGAGAGUCUCACUCUCUGAACAGCAUUAUCUACAGGUGGCAGGGAUACGAGGGCUUUGUUCCCAUUCACCGGCUUCCCACCAUCGGAUGCAGCGACUGGGAAUUCUUUACUUCCGGAGAGGAGUCCUAUCUGAUCUACUCCAGCGCCACGGCACCUCUCUCCAAAGUCUUCCGUCUGAAAACACACUGACACGUGACACAAUAUCAUAUCAGGGACAACAUGGAGAAACAUUAAAAAAUGAAAUCUCCACUGAUGUAAUAAGGAAUGUUACAUUAUGUUGUUGUACUGGGUCACAUUUGCAGAGAGAGAGAGUAUCAGUAGAUAUACAUUUUUGUGUAUAAGUACUGUAUAUAACUUUAACAUUAGUCAUAUUUGUUGCCUAUCAUUUUGUGAAAAUAAUUUAUUGAUGUAAUAGAAAUGUGUAAAAAAUACAGUAUGUUUCAUUUGUGUCUUACUGCAAAUUCUACCGCUUAUGUAAGAAUAUUGUUUCAGAAUGAUUUUAUGAAAUCUGUAUUUCAUAGGGUCCCAUACUAGGGGAGCAGCGAAUGGAAACUGUAGAGCUCCACAGCUUUUUCCCAAUCUGCAUUUUCUAUAAAAGCUGUUCACCACUUGAACCAACUUGCAGAAACCUUAAAGAGAUACUUCAGGAUUUGUAUUUAUUUAACCUUUAUUUAACUAGCCCUUUAUCAACUUCCCCAGAGUCAGAUGAACUCGUGGACACCAUUUUUAUGUCUCUGCGUGCAGUUGAAGGAAGUUGCUAACUAGUGUCUGCGCAAUUGCUGGUAGUCUAUGGUAACUGCUAGCAUGCUAGUAGAUACCAUAGACCUCCAGUCAUUGCGGUAAUGCUAGUUAGCAUUGGCUCGCGAAACUACUUCUAACUACUGGAUGCAGAGUGAAAGAGAGUAAUCUGGCUCCAGGUAUUUUACUGGUUUUUGACUCACUGACACUGCCCCCGGUUAGAAGGGAAUGAAACUGCCCAAGAGUUAACACACAGGAACUUUAAACACACCGAGGAAGAUGAACAUGGGGGGAAAGUGGGAAAAGUAGUGGAAUGGUAGUAGUUCUGUUGAAGGAAGUCAAAGGCAAUGAAUAUACUGUACAUAUGAUAACACAAGAGCAUAAUAACAGUAAUAAAGGUCUGUAUAAAUGGCA